AUGUCUACCGAGGCACGGAUUGAUGCAGACGAGGCCUUGCUGAAAGGUUACUUGCAGCUCCUGGGAGUGGAACGGAAGAAUGCAGGCCCUUCUUACCGGGAGGAGCGGGAGGGGCCGGGGAUGCAUGGGCGGGAGAGGCUGGAGAGAUCUACUUUUGUCGCCGACUCGAACCGUUCUCUUCACUAUGACAGCAGUCUAGGCGGAAGCUCCUUAGUCCUGUAUGCUGCGACUCCUCAUAUUGCUAGCAGGACAUGUGGCUCGGCUCGACCUCCUCCACACCUCCAACCCCUAUGCAACCGCCACGCCCGCAACUCCCAUCUUCUACACAGGACAUGGAUGCGUAAGGCCCGGUUCAUCCCAAGCACCGUUCCAACAUGCACAGAGCCAUCCGCGGUCUCUGGCUGGCUCGCACCUGUUGAUUCAAGUUUCACAAGAAGCGUCGGGUCAGGUGUUCGGUGCAUGAAGCGUGAGAAAUUCUCCAACACGUCACAGCGGCAUGGUUAGCUUCUUGCAACAUACUCGCAGAUGCUGGGUUCAGUGUGUCCCCGGUUCAGAAAUGUCGUUGACGUGCAGGGGUUGAGAGCUUUGCUGUUACGCCAUGUUUGCUGGAGAUUGUUCGGGUGUAGCUGGGUAGUUUGCCGCAGGCCUGCUCCAGUGAAGUUGGCUUCUGGACUAUGAUAUUGGUUGGUUCAUUGCGGGACAGAUAUCCUUGCAGGUAGCCCUGGUUUAGUUUGACAGGAGGUGCUAAUCUCGGAAGGCGAAUGUGGAGGUAGAGAG
Blastomyces dermatitidis ER-3 is the source of this 777-nucleotide messenger RNA. RefSeq lists its product as uncharacterized. The coding region runs from base 1 to 504 and encodes 167 amino acids. The record is from RefSeq and is a predicted model, not a curated record. The transcript has 3 exons. Lineage: Eukaryota; Fungi; Ascomycota; Eurotiomycetes; Onygenales; Ajellomycetaceae.